Saprolegnia parasitica CBS 223.65 is the source of this 896-nucleotide messenger RNA. RefSeq lists its product as hypothetical. NCBI's taxonomy places the organism in Eukaryota, Oomycota, Saprolegniomycetes, Saprolegniales, Saprolegniaceae. The transcript has a single exon. Gene Ontology annotation, molecular function: RNA binding. Bases 69 to 866 code for a protein of 265 amino acids. Gene Ontology annotation, biological process: TRAMP-dependent tRNA surveillance pathway; exonucleolytic trimming to generate mature 3'-end of 5.8S rRNA from tricistronic rRNA transcript (SSU-rRNA, 5.8S rRNA, LSU-rRNA); U4 snRNA 3'-end processing. Gene Ontology annotation, cellular component: nuclear exosome (RNase complex); cytoplasmic exosome (RNase complex). The record is from RefSeq and is a predicted model, not a curated record.
CCACGCUGGAGCUCCAAGCUGCGCUCGACGACUUCUCUGGCCGGGACGACGAGGCCUACCACAGCGCCAUGGAGCGGCUGCGCGCCCAGUACGUGGUCGUGACGCCGGGCCAGGUCAUCACGAGCGAGCCCGGCUUCCUGCGCGGCCACGGCACGUACGUCGAGAACGGUGAGCUCCUCGCGUCCGUGGCCGGCGUCGUCGAAAAGGUCAACCAGCUCGUGAGCGUGCGCCCGCUCGUGAGCCGCUACAUUGGCGAAGUCGGCGACAUCGUUGUCGGGCGGAUCUCGGAGGUCGGCAGCAAGCGCUGGAAGGUCGACAUCAACGGCCAGCAAGAUGCUGUCCUCAUGCUCUCGUCGGUCAACUUGCCGGGCGGCGCGCAGCGGCGGCGCACGUACGAAGACCAGCUGCAGAUGCGGUCGUUCUUUGAAGAGUCGGAGCUCAUUAGCGCCGAGGUCCAGGAGGUCCGGUACGAUGGCACGAUGUGGCUCCACACGCGCUCGCUUCGGUACGGCAAGCUCGAGAACGGCCAGCUCAUUGCCGUCCAGCCCGCGCUCGUGAAGCGACUCAAGCAGCACAUGCUCCAGCUACCGAUUGGCAUUGACGUGAUCCUCGGCUGCAACGGCUACAUCUGGAUCGCGCGGCGCAUCGAGCACGACGCCGAGUCGCUGACCACCAACGAGUCGCGCGCCGACGUGUGGACCGAGCGCAAGGCGACGCACGCGGCGACGCCGACGGAUGCGGCCGACCGCAAGAAGAUCGCGGCCGUCUACAACGUCCUCUCGACGCUCAACGCGCAGUUCAAGACCAUCACGCCCGAGAGCAUCAUGGAGCUCUACGAGCAGCAGACUGCCGACGACCACGCUUAAAUCAAAAACACACUUCAUCGUCUUCCUUAC